AUGGUGCUGUUCGGGCGACGCUUGGUCCGCCGUUCUUCAACCGUAGCAAGCAUAGCGUGGCCACGGCCAGGGCGUGUAGGGAUGGUCGGCCUGGGCCAAUUGGGACAAGCAGUUACCGGAAACCUUUUGCGAGCUGGUUUAGCUCCAGUUCUUUACGACGUGAAGGGAGAAAGCAUCGCUCACUCUUUGUUGGAUCAGGGUGCUGUUUGGGCCAAAUCAGGCAGAGAAGUUGCAGAGCAAUGUGAUGUGAUUCUAACUGGCUUACCGAGACCGGAGAAUGUAUCUGCCGCCAUGGGCCUGGGCAGCAGUGGCAUCAGUCCAGAUGGUAUCCUUGCUGGUUUGCAGCCAAAUGCCGUGUGGAUAGAGCACUCGACCACGGACUUUGAAAACACCUUAAAGAUCCGGGCAGAAGUAGAGAAAAGAGGUGCACAGGCUGUGGCUGCUCCUUUGACUGGAGGCAUGCAAAUCUUAAAAGUUGGCAAAAUGGUCUCGUUAGUCGGUGCAGAUGAGGAGACUUUUCAGCGAGUGAAACCAUUGAUUGCGCUUUCUGCACCGCGUAUCAUCCGCUGUGGCGACUUCGGCCAUGAGACCGUUGUGAAGAUCUUGACCAACAUGCUGUGUGCGGUCCAGGACUGUGCCAUGGGUGAGGUGAUGAUGAUCGCAAAGAAAAGUGGAGUGGAUCUCAAGCUGCUCUUUGAUGCUAUGCGGAUUUCAUCAGGCAACUCUUUUUGUUGGGAGACCGAGUUUGCACGAGUAAUGGAUGGGACUUACUUCCCGGACUUCACCGCGGAGAUGAUGGCAAAGGAUAUAGAGCUCGGGCAAGGCUUGGCCAAGAAGCAUGGAGUGCCGAUGAUGAUGCAUGGGCAAGUGGCACAGAUUUAUGAGAUGUGCAUGGCAAAAUAUGGAAAGGACUCUGGCUCAACAAUUCCAGUCAAACUGGUGGAGGAUGCAUGUCACACACCUCUGGCCGACGACAAGCUGCGCAAAACCUUUGAAGACUGGACAUACACCACGGAGAUUGUUGAUGGAUUGAGCUUGAAGAUCCAAAAUGAAGGGUUGAAAGUGCUGUGCUGCCCAUUCGUGCUCGACCUGCUGUGUCAUGUGGCCUCCUUGUUUUGCGCGUGGCGAGCCGUGUGCUAUGCUGGGGCGCUGAAGGUCAUGAAGUCGGUGCAAACAGUGACAGCAGUUUUUGCCGCGUGGAAGUUUGUUUGCCUGAGCUCAGCGUUCAUCGAGAACAUGCAGCUGGCUACAGCUGAUGCAAGAGGUCAAGAAGUCCAGGCAGAAGUCUUGUCAAUCGUGCUGCAGAAUUGGGGUGCACUGGCCAAAGAAGCCCGCAGAACCCCUGCUCCAGCAGAGAAGGCCAAGUUCGCGCAGCUGCGUUUGGCUGCUGCGUUCUCUGGCUGGCAACUAGUGUCCUCCGCUUCAAGCUUCUUGCAGAAAGUCACCCAGGCCAGUGCGGAUGCUAGAUGUCAAACCGCCAGUGCUGAGGUAUUGUCCGUGGUGUUGAAGACAUGGGGGGCGCUGACCAAAGAAGUUCGAGCCACUCCUACUGAAGUGAAGAAGGCAAGCUGUUUUGACCGUCUUUGA
Durusdinium trenchii is the source of this 1587-nucleotide messenger RNA. Lineage: Eukaryota; Dinophyceae; Suessiales; Symbiodiniaceae. The record is from the annotation of a GenBank genome assembly.